GCUGCUGUUGCCGGAUGGACUAUGGCAGCUCAGCAAGCCACUCCUGGCAGCCAGUCAGAGGAGAGCAGUACUUUGGAGCUGCCAUCGGCUUGUGACAUAAGAGAUUACAUGCUGCGGGAACACAGCCAGGAGGCCCACAGCGAGACUGUUAGCUCUGUAGAAGCCCUUUCCAUUCCUUCUUCUUCUGAGGUGGAUCCAGACAGCAGUAAUGUAAACACUACACAAAAUGAUUCCUGGACCUCUGAGAACUUCUGGCUUGACCCUUCUGUGAAAAGCCAACCAGAGACCAAGACAGAGGAAGAUGGGCUUCGGAAAUCCCUGGACACGUUCUAUGAGAUGUUUGGCCGUCCACAGCCAGCCUCUGGAGACGCACUCUCCACAUCUGUCUGCCGGUGCCUGUCUCAGAAAAUCAACGAACUGAAGGACCAGGAGAACCAAAAGUAUGCCCUCCGCAGUUUUCAAAUGGCUCGGGUCAUUUUCAACCGGGAUGGCUGCUCCGUCUUACAGAAGUACUCCAGGGAUGCCCGCUUCUACCCACUGGGAGAAGGAAGUGUGUCUCUGGAUGAUGAAGAGCUGACCCCUGGACUUUCCAAAGAUAUUAUUCAUUUCCUCUUGCAGCAGAAUGUGAUGGAAGACCCAUAACUGGUGCCUGGUGGUGAAAGCUGGCCACACGGAUAUGGAGGGCAGCCCUGUGGCCGACGCUGUCAGUGCCCCACCCAGGUCCCUUCAGGUGCGUCUUGCCAGCUCUGUGUGUCCAGCUGCCAGCUAAGUGCUCUGCAGUCCUCAGUUGGCCUCUGCCAGCAAGUACUGGAGGCUAUUCAGCCCACACAGAGAACCACUGGUGUCUGGGAAUUUUAUAGCUCCCAAGCCACACUCCCUCGUACUGUUCCCCCGGCCAGAGGCCAGUGAUUGGCUAGUUUGGGAGCAUGAAAGCCCAGCUUCCUUGUCUCAAAGAAAGAUGUGCUCUGAGGCAUAAUUGACCCCCCAGAGCUCCGCUGGGAAUCAGGCCUUGCUGUCCUCCCAUUCAUUCACUGGUGGGUGUCACCUGGCAGCCUUUCCUUAAUAAAUCUCUUGUUCCUGAAUCCUUGACUCAGAGACUACUUCUGGGAGAACCUGGCCUACGAGAACAGCCUUCCACCAGAUGAAUUUCUGGA
Messenger RNA from Molossus molossus (Pallas's mastiff bat), 1154 nucleotides. RefSeq names its product shieldin complex subunit 1 (gene SHLD1). The transcript is spliced from 3 exons. Gene Ontology annotation, cellular component: site of double-strand break. The record is from RefSeq and is a predicted model, not a curated record. NCBI's taxonomy places the organism in Eukaryota, Metazoa, Chordata, Mammalia, Chiroptera, Molossidae. Bases 22 to 642 code for a protein of 206 amino acids. Gene Ontology annotation, biological process: positive regulation of double-strand break repair via nonhomologous end joining; positive regulation of isotype switching; negative regulation of double-strand break repair via homologous recombination.